Molecule: messenger RNA, 972 nt
Organism: Fusarium sp. VM40
Lineage: Eukaryota; Fungi; Ascomycota; Sordariomycetes; Hypocreales; Nectriaceae
Source: the annotation of a GenBank genome assembly
AUGGUCUCUUGGAGUAACAUCUUCACUCUGGCCCUUGGCCUUGUCGGCUCAGCACGUGCCUACACCAACCCCAUCAGAAACCCAGGUGGAGGCGAUCCCCAGAUCACUUACACUGGUGGUUAUUACUACCUCAUCUCCACAGAAUGGACCAACUUGCAGCUAACCCGGGCUACAACCAUUGAGGGACUCAAGACCGCUACUCCCAAAGUCAUCUACAGUGACACUGACCCCAGCCGAUCAUCUAAUGUGUGGGCUCCUGAGCUUCACUACUUGGGUGGAAAGUGGUACAUCUACUAUACCGCUGGUAAAUCAGAGGACCUUACCGGACAGCGUUCGCAUGUUAUCAAGGGUGGUGCAACACCCUGGGAUGCCUGGUCCUACGGAGCAAAGCUUUCUGAUGAUUGGGGCAUUGAUGGUACCAUCCUUCGCACCAGCCAAUUUGGCAACUACUUUGUCUACUCCUGCAUGACUGGUGUCCAGUACCAAUCAACAUGUAUCCGCAAGCUCGGAGCCGACUUCCUGUCCGCUGGUGCCCUAAGUAUCAUCUCGCAGCCCGAUCAAAGCUGGGAAAAGAGCGGCACCCCCGUUCAAGAGGGCCCCAACGCUCUCUACUUUGGCGGCAAGACCUAUAUCACCUACUCUGCAAACUACUGCUGGACUCCAGAUUAUUGUGUCGCUACUCUGCUAUGGGACGGCAAGACUGACCCUUCCAAGGCCUCGGCUUGGAAGAAGUCCAACGGCUGUGUUCUCAAGAGUGGCAAUGGAAGUUACGGAACUGGUCACAACAGCUUCUUCCAGAGCCCCGAUGGCAAACAGACCUACAUCACCUUCCACGCUACAUCAAACAGCAAGGGUGCAUGUGACGACACCCGAUAUGCUAUGACCCAGCCUCUUACUGCCAAUGCUGAUGGCACACCUAACUUUGGAAAGGUCCAGCCAUUUUCUUUCCAGUUUUCUGAGCCCCCUAAAUAG